AACCUUUUAAUUUAUAACCUUUCCAAAGUUUGUACUUGCCCUCCCUUGGUUUCUUCCCUUCCUUCCUUUCCUCUUCUCCCUGGUCUGUUUGUUAGCCAGCCUUACUUACUCAUGAGGACAGAAAAGCACCCAGACCUCUGGCUGGUUUGGGGUUUUACACAAAUAAUUGUUAGUGGCAGCUUACCUGUAUGUUUGUUUGCAAAUCAAGUCCAGGCAGUCUGCAUAUUCAAGGAUUUGCGCUGGUCAGGGAUUUUUAGCAGUGCCUUGAACUUUUCUCCACUAGUGAGAGGAAAGGUAAGGACGUAUAACCCAGCACCUGUCUGCCCUCUCAUUUCCACUUUACAGGUCAAUGGCCAAAAAACAGACUCCUUUUCCAAUGGCAGUGACCCUCUCAGAGAAGAUCUACAUGUUUUUCUAGAGAGUGAGGUCCAGUUGGCUGAGCUGGAUGACCUCACAAAGGUGAACCCUGUUACUCCAGCAACAGUCCUGAGGUGUCUGCAGGAGAGGUACCACGGGGAUAUAUUCUACACCAAUGCUGGCUGCACUCUUGUGGCUCUGAACCCCUUUAAACCUGUACCCUACCUCUAUUGCCCUGAGCUGAUGAAGGACUACCACGUAGCACCUCAACUCCAGAAACUAAAGCCUCACAUCUUCACUGUGGGCGAACAGACUUACAGGAAUGUCAAGAGCUUGCUGGAGCCUGUUAACCAGUCCAUCAUCGUUAGUGGGGAGAGUGGAGCAGGGAAGACUUGGACAUCUCGGUGCCUGAUGAAAUUCUAUGCCACAGUCGCUAAUCCCUCUGCCUCUCAAGAGAGCCAUGAGACAGUGGAGAGAAUUGAGAAGAGAGUCCUGGAUUCUAAUCCAGUCAUGGAGGCGUUUGGAAAUGCUUGUACUCUUCGCAAUAGCAACAGUAGCCGUUUUGGAAAGUACAUCCAGCUUCAGCUGAACAGAGCUCAGCAGAUGACGGGGGCCUCUAUCCAGACAUACCUCCUGGAAAAAACUCGAGUUGCAUACCAGGCCCCACUGGAGAGGAAUUUUCAUAUUUUCUAUCAGAUUGCCAAAGGAGCCAGUUCAAGAGAGAGGCUAGAGUGGCACCUGCCUGAGGGAGCAGCUUUCUACUGGCUGCCCAAUUCUGAGAGGACCUUGGAAGAGGAUUGCUUUGAAGUGACAAGAGAUGCCAUGCUCCACCUGGGCAUCGAUCACUCCAUGCAGAACAACAUCUUUAAGGUCUUGGCAGGCUUGCUGCACCUUGGCAAUGUCCACUUUGCUGACUCGGAGGAUGAAUCCCAGGUUUGCCAGCCACAGGAAGAUGCUAAAUGUUGUGUAGCGACAGCAGCCUCUCUGCUCCAGAUCCCCCAUGAGGAGCUGUUGGACACGCUCCAGGUCCGGAGGAUCAGUGCCGGCAAGCAGCGGCAGGUCUUCAGGAAGCCGUGCUCCCGGGCUGAGUGCGAGACCAGGAGAGACUGUCUGGCCAAAGCCACCUACGGCCGGUUGUUUGACUGGUUGGUGUCUGUCAUCAAUGGGAGCAUCUGCACAGAGCCCUCCUCCUGGACCAACUUCAUUGGGCUCCUGGAUGUGUACGGGUUUGAAUGUUUCCCCAACAACAACCUGGAGCAGCUAUGCAUUAACUAUGCCAAUGAGAAGCUGCAGCAGCACUUUGUGGCUCACUACCUGCGAGCCCAGCAAGAGGAAUAUGCUGCGGAGGGCCUGGAGUGGUCUUUCAUCAGCUACCAGGACAAUCAGAGCUGCCUGGACCUGAUUGAAGGAAAUCCUGUGAGCAUCUGUUCCCUCAUAAAUGAGGAGUGUCGCCUGAAUAGACUAUCCAACAGCAUCCAGCUCCAGACUCGAAUUGAGAAGGCCCUAUCCAGCAAUGCCAGCCUGAGCCGAAACAAGCUUAGCAAGGAGCCCAAUUUUAUCAUCUCUCACUAUGCUGGUCCCGUGCAGUAUCAGAUCGAGGGCAUGGUGGAGAAAAAUAAGGAUCCAGUUCCUCCAGAGCUGACUCAGCUCCUGCAGCAUUCCCAGGACUCUCUGCUUCAGAAACUAUUUCCUUCCCAAGAAAAGGAACAGAAUGACCCUUUGAGCCAGAGCAGAGCCCCUGUAAUUACUGUGGUAUCCAAAUUCAAGGGUUCCCUGGAGCAACUCAUGCAGGUCCUGCACAGCACCACACCCCAUUAUAUUCGCUGCAUCAAGCCCAAUAGCCAAGGCCAGGCCAAGAAGUUCCAGACAAAAGAGGUCCUGAGCCAGCUUGAAGCCUGUGGCAUAGUGGAGACUGUUCACAUCAGUGCUGCUGGCUUUCCCAUCAGGGUCUCUUUUCAGAGUUUCCUUGAACGGUAUGCCCUGCUGAGAAAGUCUUGUCCACCCCAACCCAGCCCCUCCUCCAGGUUGCCCAGCUCUUCUCCCACAAGGAAGGCCUCCGGACAGCAGCUGACCUCUGAGGAGGAUGCCAUGCCUCAAUCCCUCAUCAGGGACAUUCUUCUGACUCUACCCCACUCAGUUCAGACAGCAACUGUUCUCAGAGAUCACCCAGAGGCCAGGCUGGCUCCUGGCCCAAUUCACUGUGGAAGAACCAAGGUGUUCAUGACUGACUCUAUGCUGGAGCUGCUAGAACACUGGCGAGUGCGGACCCUGAAUAAGUGUGCUCGAUGCAUCCAGUUCUGCUGGCGGCGGCAUCAGCACAGAAAGCUGGAGAAGCAGAGAUGGGCAGCCACUCUUCUCCAAGCAGCAACUCGAUCCUGGCUAACACGGAAACGGAUCCAAAGGUUACACGCCGCUGCAACCUCCAUCAAGCGUGCCUGGAGGAAAUGGAGGGCUAAAAUGGAUUCCCUAGUAUCCAUAGAACUGGAUAAUGUGGAAGAAAGCUGCGUUAGCAGAGUGCCUGAACCUCCGCUCUCCACCACACUGCCAUGGCCUCCACGUUCCACAGUCCAGCUUUGGCCCCUGGGCCUCGUACUGUCAAAUUCACCUGUGGGUGUAACUGGGAUGCGGAGGAACCUGUCCCUGCAGGCCUGUCUGCAAAUUCCUUGUCACAGCAACACCUACAAGGUAGAGGCCACCCAGCAUGAUCAGGCUGGCAUCACCUCCAUCAGAGCACUGCCCCAGGGCUCCAUCAGGUUUCACUGCAAGAAGUCACCCUUGCUCUAUGCCAACAUCAGCCCUGAGACACAGAACUGUGACAUCACUGGUUUUAAUCAAAUCCUCCUGGACAGGCACAGACUGAUUGAGGAGGGUCAACAAUUCUCAGACAGCAGUCAGCAAACUCCACAAACAAGGGCUCUCGCAUGUGGCUUUUCAUAAGUGUCUCUUUGUCUUCUGCCUGGUCGAUGCUGACAAGCAACUGUUGGAGGUGGGGAUUGGUCAAUAAGUUUCUUAAUUCUUUCGAGUCCCCUUGAAAACAGACAAGAAUAUGAGAGGUGAGCAUGGGGUGGGGGGUGCAGAGUCUCUGGAAAUCAAAUGGAAGAGAGGAAGCUGCUUUUACUAGGGCAAAAGCUUUAAUCACACAUGACUACUUUAUUACCUGGCCUAUGUAAACCUGAAAAUUUCUUAGACUUAUAAAUGUUGGAAAUUUCACCAUUGGGAAAUUUCAUACUUGAAAAAUUUCCUACUGAUAGUCUAUUGGAAUGUGAACCCCCUUGGCAUGGGAGGGUCCUUCUCCUCCCUACUUAAGAUUACUUUAGGACAGAAACCUUUUGCUGAACAAUGGAAAGGGCUUUGACCUAUGCUUAAGCAUAGAACAGGAAGUUCUUUGAGUCAUGAUUGAUUUUAGAAUUGAUACAAUAGAGAUACUUGGAAUGACAGAACCAGGUCUUGGAACUUACAAUCUCCACCCUAUUCAGUCCUAACAGGAUUUAGGAAGGGCUGCAGCAUAGAUCAAAAUUUAAUUAUUUGAGAAUAUGACCUUCAACAUACAUGUGCAAAGCCACAGACCUCUGGGCGGUCCUGGGUUAAGGUAGAGCCACCAUUGGCACAGGGAAGACAUGGACAGUGAUUGGUAGAUGUGAGAACUGAGGGGAGGGAACUGAGAUGGUUUCCUUAGAGAUAGCGGGGUCUGAGGACUGGGGAGGUUUGAGAGGUUGUGCUCUAAGAAGCUUGCUCUGAAGGAGGCUGGAGGUGGAGGCCCCUGAGACUGUUUCUCCAUUUUGGUCAUGUGAGUGAUAGGGUCUGUCUGUCUGUCUGUCUGUCUGUCUCUGUCUCUGUCUCUGUCUCUCUCUCCUUUCUUCUUCCUGUUUGUAAUUAAAAACUCCAUAAAAGGUAGACUGCUGACUUGAGUUUUCAUUUAGGAAUGACAUAGCUGAAUUCCUUGCCGACCUUAAAUUAUUAUAUAUCAGUCUUUUAAAGUGAUUUCCUUGUCACACCUAUCAUCUAUGGCAUCAUUCACACAGAAGUUGAAAUUAUCAGCAUCAGAAGUCAAUCCAAGAUACAAAACCAACAACGCUAGACUACUAGGAUAAUUUUAAAGUACGGAUCUUGUUUUCAGUGUCCUUUUAAGAAAAAAAAAAGUAACUUUUUUUUUUAAAGCACCUGGGUUUCAAGUGAGGGAAAAUGUUCUGUCACAACUUUUACCAUUUCAGGAACCAGGUCUUACCCCUUUUUUGGGUACUUCACAAAUAAAGAAUUGCUUGUAUGCAUACUUCCCCCACUUACUACAAGAGAAGACAAAACAUUUAAUACUAAGGCGAGUGUGCCCCAGAGCAAGCUUAAUGAUUUAAUAAGACCAUACACUUCUUAUACUUCAUUUCUGAGGUCUCCUUGCUGCUAUGAGGCUAAAUAGGGAACAGAGGAAACAAAGUUGAACAUCAUGUGGCAGUUGCUGUGGCAGUUGCUCUGGGGUGAAGGUACUUAAUCAUUAUUAACAAGUGGAGGAGUUAGGCCUCCAACAUUAUCUACUGCCUCAGCAAACCCACCAAGUUUGAAUAGAAGAAACUUGUCAUCCUUAUCUGGUCAUCACUAUCUCAUGAUCAUACAGAACUUUAAGUCAUAGCAGCAUAUGGAGAAAGGCCUAAAUUUACAAUGAUGCUUAUCUGGAAUUUACUGCUAUAGCCUAGUAUUCCAUGUUAAAAAUACACUUAGUGAGUUCUGAUUUAACUCAAAGCAUACACAUGUAUAAGUUAAAACUACAGGUGCUUGAAAUAUAUGGUAGGGAUUAUAAUUAUUCAUUAAAUAGGAUUCAAGCUUUUUCACUUUUUGCAUAAUUUGCUUAAUAAACCAGUCUCCUUCCCUUUAGUCAUAAUAGAAAUUCAGCAAGAAAUGUGCUUUGAAUGUCCCAAAGACAGCAUUACAGGAUCAUUGAUCAGAAGCAGCAGGGCCUUCAGAAAUCAUCUAGUCCAAUCCUUCAUUUUAAAGGUAAGGAAUGGAACUGAGGAGCCUCAGAAAGUUGCUGACGUGGCUCAUCCAAUGUCCCAGCAAUAAGCAGUGUCCUUUCCAAUGCAUUAUGGAAAAAUAAUUUCUCACAGGGAGUUACUCUGACAAUAUUUUUUGGAGAUUUCUUGGGAAGCCACAGAGUCUACAUGUAAUGAUCAUAAACAGUUCCCUUACACAAGAGAGCUAUAAAGAAGAGCCUCACUAGGGAAUCUGUCAAGAAUUGUUCCAUAUUUAUAAAUUUUAGUUAAGUUUUGGCCUAAUAAAUGCAAAAAACUUCCAUGCUAUGUGCCUAUUAAACCACAUUCAAGAUUAAAUUUGGUAAGUGGCAUUGGCUUACCCAGAUCCUUCAGUUUCCAAAUGGAGACUCUAUCUUUUUCGUCAUCACUAUCUAGGAUAUCUGCUACACACCAAUCAUUACCUAAGGAAAAAAAAUGUUAUUUGCUAAUCUCCACCCUUUUUAUUCCCCCACCCAAGUAGAGGAAAAGUCCUUUAGUGCCAUUAAAAUGGUCAAAAGAAGUGUUCUGCAAAGAAUAGUGGAAGCCACAGGGCACAGGUUCAAAUCUCCUUCUGAUAGCUACUGCCUGGGUCUGAAUUUCCUGAUCAACAAAUUAAAGGGUAUUAGAGAGACAAGUUAGGUGGCUCAGUGUUUACAGAACCAGGCCUGGAGAUGAAGGUCCUAGAUUCAAAUUUGGCCUCAGUGUCCCCCUGGGCAAGUCACUUAAUUCCAACUGCCUAGGCCUUAUCUCUCUGCCUAGUACUGAUUCUAAGGUCUUAGAAGGUGUUUUGUUUUUUUAAAGCAUUAAGACUAGAUGGCCUAUGAGGUCCAUUCUAACUCUAUAAUCUUUGGUUCUCCAGGGCCCCACUGCCUAACAAGUAAAGGGAAAUGAACAACAUUACAAAUCUAUGAACGCAAAGUACUAAGUCUCAGAGUUUUCUGGGUGGAAGUCACCUAGAGAGGAAAUAGUGAAAUCCAGUUCCAUCCCCAACAACACUCAUAUUUUGGAACACUAUUUACAGAACUCUAAAAAAGGAAGAAAAUGUUAUGCUAUUAUUCCUAUGUUCUGUCAACAGUAUCAGGCUAUUGUUAACGAAUCAUCAAUGCAACAGUCUCAGCAAACAAACAUUUAAUUGUGAGCACAAGUCACUGUUCUAGGAGCUGAAGAGCUGAGAAAACAAGGCUUGGUCUUCUAGGAGCUUACCUUCUACAAGAGAGGAUGGAACAAAUCAAUGAAUGUAGAGUGUGAAAAGAGCAAAUGCAGAUGGCAUGCCCCCCAGGAAAUUCUGAGGAGGAAGAGAGAACACUCAGAAUAUCAGGGUAAACUUCCUAAAAGGACAACUUAGCAAGAGUCCCUACUGCACCCAUUCUCCUGCCACCCUCCUCAGAAAGGCUUGCAUUUUAUGUGUUCCCCCUAAAGCACUUGACAUAGCUCCAAAUAUGUAGUUUUCUAGGUGCUAAAUAAAAUACUUCAUUGAACUCUU
This is a messenger RNA of Monodelphis domestica (gray short-tailed opossum), 6837 nucleotides long. The record is from RefSeq and is a predicted model, not a curated record. NCBI's taxonomy places the organism in Eukaryota, Metazoa, Chordata, Mammalia, Didelphimorphia, Didelphidae.